CGCGAGAUCCCGCACAGUUAGAGAUCUUCGCCGUCGCCACUUGAUCUUUCGAGAUUUUCCUUCAGUUCGAACCGGGCAUCCCAAGAAGAUUGGUGACUCGCGAUCGUGCACGCACUGCUUCCUUUCCAUCGUACGAGAACUCAAACUCGGUCAAGUGUCCAACCGCGACAUUACGAAAGAGCCACCACAGCGAAACUUCAGAAGAGGAAGUUCUGAAGAUCCCAGCGAGCAAAUGGGCGACUACCGACUGGAAAUUAUCCACAUCCUACUCUGUCUGGCGUUCGAGGUGUUCACGUACUUUGUGCUGUGCUUCAAUCUGAUUCGAACCCACCUCGCCCAGCAGGAACAGCAGGAGGUCGGACGAUCGGUUCUGAUGCGGCUCUAAUUGCGAUCAUCGCCCGCUUCGAAAUCGAUUCUGACAGGCAGCUAGAGAACGGCGUGGUUGUGCGAGUUGGAGUAUCCAUCAUGCAUUUGUCAUCAACGCAAUGCAAAGCGCGUGUGUGCCUAAUUGUCUACUAUACCAAAGUGCAAGAAAUAUAGUAUAGUAGUGUGGUCGCCACCAGAUCUACGAUGAGCAAGUCGCCGCCAGUCAGUGAAUCGUCACAGCGAAAUAAAAGUGAAACUAAUUAUUAAUUGAUUGUGUUGCGAGAGAGAAGAUUUAUAGCCUCGCGAUAAGGGGAAACCAUCGAGCAGAAGACAUGAAGAAACAUUAUAGUGUUGAAGUCGCCGGCAAGUACGGUCGAUCGUCGUCCAACAUACUGGACAAGAUCACCAAACGUUAUUCGGCGAUCGGCAGUCGACUGAUGCGAAAGUCCCCGGGUAGGAAGAGCGGAGUUGCCGACCCGAUCACCGGAAGUUACGACAUGACCGGUGGUCGAUUCGACGAUUUCCGACCGGAAAUCGGAAUUCCAAUUCUGAUCUCCAAAACUACUAAGUUCGAUUUUGACUCGGACCUACCCAUCGAUCAACACCAGCAGCAGCAACAGGAGCAAGAACAACAACAACAACAACAACAGUCAACGCCACGUCCCUCGCGAUCGCCGGUGCCGGUGUCUGUCAUCGCCAGAUCUACCUCCGAUGACAGCGAAAACGACAUCUUCGUCGAUGCCAACAGUUCGCUGCCAAACUUCAGUGACAUCAAGUUCACUUUCCUCCCGGAAAGCAACAACAACUACAGUACCUAUCUGGAUGAAAACGACAAAGAGAACCAAGCCAAUUUGCAGAGGAUCCGUUCCAAGUCCGCUCACAACUUGCACCAGCCGGAACUUCGCCUAUGCAUCGAAAAAACCACCUCCCUGAAUCUGUCCGGACUGAGCAACGGCAAACUGACUGCAGCUAGCUCCAUCACUGUUCCGAACAGUCCGGCCGUGGAUAGCAUUUAUGACUUUCCUCGCAGUACCAAAGUUGGUGACUCAACCUACGAUCUCGAGCAUGCAAACCUCAUUUUGAACGAGAUCAACCUAUCGCUGGUGAGCGACGGGGAUACAACCCACCUGUACCACAAUCUUCCCAACGGCAGCCACGUUACCACGUCAAAUGGCGUCCUCCACAACGCUGCCUUCGACUAUUCGGGCAGCAACCGAAGCUUCCAGUCCAACAGUACCCAGGAGGAAGAGUUCGACCUCAAAUCGGCCAGCUUCCAGAGCUUGGACGCCCGGCACCUGUUCCUCUCGAUAGAAGAACUGGAUGAGAUCACCCGCCAAAUCAAUGAGUCCGAAAUUUUCAAGGAAACAAACAACGAGUACUGCGAGCACCGGAAUAGGCUACAUCCGACCGAGCGUCGACUCACGUUGCUGAAGAACAAAACAGCACCGAAGCAUUUCAUCGACUUCGAUAAGAAGAAAGCGAAACUGACGAAAAAGUGGAGCGGUUUCAAGCACUGGAUCGGCGAAGAGCAGGACAAGAUCAAGGAGGUGGUGCAUAAGCAUGCGGCUAUGCAGCGGGUGGGUGGGGAAGUUACCAAGCAAACGGGUGCGACGGGGAAGAGAAAUAGCAGCAGUGAAGUGGGAAGUGAGCCGGAUGCGGGAGCCUGCGUUGGGGAUAGUGAGCUAAAUCUGUCGAUGAGUGCGGUGAAUGGGGGGGAGGCGGUGAGUGAAACGGCAGAGCACGAGAACGGCCACCAGAAGAAGCAGCACAGUGCGGAGAUUUUGGAGGGCCAGAAUGGCUUCGAAGAGAUCCGCCGGUUCGUCAAACAGGGCGGCGAUUUUGGCAAGGAUCUCAUCGCAAUCCUGCAGGAGCGUACGGAGAUCGAACAGAUCUAUGCGAAAUCACUGUCGAAGAUAGCCAGCAAGCUGAACAAAGCGUGCCGCGAUUUGCCGGGUACGAUCGCCGAAUCGUGGCGAGCGGUUUCCACGGAGAUCGAAAGCCGAGGGGAGAUCCACCGGCAGUUUUCCAACUCGCUGGCCGACGAGUUGGUCAAGCCACUCAAGAGCGUCCUGGAGAACCAGCACAAGGCCCGGAAGGCGAUCGAGAACAGUGUGGACAAAUCGGCGAGGAUACUGGCCGAGUGGAGGGCUGCCGAGCUGAAGGCCAAGAAGGGCUCGCAUGCUGCAGCUCGGGAAAACGAGAAGCUGCAGGAUGCGAUGCUGGAUGUGAAACUCCAACGUUCGCCAUCGCUGGGCAUACUGCACAAAGCCAUCGACAAGGAAUCCAAAUCCUCCGAAAAGGACAGCUCCAAGCUAGACACCAAACGCAAGAAGGCCGAAGAUGCCGUCAAGAAGGCGGACGUCGAAUACUACACCCUCUGCAUCCGGGCCGAGCGAGCUCGUGUCGAUUGGGAGAUGUGCGUCCUGCGGGGCUCCUCGAUGCUCCAAUCGCUGGAAAAUCAACGGCUAAGUCACUUCAAGAACUACGUCUCCAGUUACUUCCGCCUGGCGUCCGACAUGAACCCGAUGCUGUCGAAGGUGGCCGAUCGGCUCGGUCCUCAGGUACAGUUGUGCAACGUCCAGAAGGAUUUGGACGUUCUGAAGAACAUCCGACGGGCAACGGAGGGACCGAGCGAGCAGCUUCUGCCGGACUUUUACUGUGAACACACGACGCUGGCAAUGAACAGGGAAAGGAGAAAGCAAUCGCUGGUCAAACUGCUACAGCUGAUCCGCCAGGAUCUAGACCGGGAACGAAGGUCGAGAAACAGUCUGAAGGGAUUCUCGCAAACCUUCGAACCGAAUGUAGAGGGCAAUCAGAACAUUGCGGAUAAGUUGUAUCAUAUAAGAUCAAUGCUAACAUACUUGGAGGGUGCUAGGUACAAGCUGCAGUCGGCACUGUUUGAGUUGGAUCACAAGCCUCGGUCGAGUCAUCCGCUAGCGCAGCAUAUACAGAUAACACGGGAUCGAACAGGGCUGCAGACGAGUGUGCUGAAAGUACCGCUCUGGUUGAAGAACGAAGAGGACGAGGAUGAUGGGCAGGUUUCGAGUACGAACGGAGGUGGUUCCGGGUCUGAUAUUGGUGGGGAACGCGACUGCGUUGACAUCAAGAACGACACGUUGAUCAAGCACAUGGCACAGAAGUAUGGCCGGCCGGAGGAGGAUCAUUGUAACUUGAACAAAUCCAGUAAACCGACCACCUCACCUAAUGAGCACGGUCCAUUCUGGGAUCGCGGCGUCGCGGACGGCGUGUCCAAUCAGCCAGAUUCGGACUUUGACGAAUUUUCCUCACAGGACGAGGAGGAGGAUCGAAGCGUUGCCAGUGGAAUCGAGAACAGCCAUCACCACAACGGCCACAGCAACGGUCACAGCAGCGACACUGUGGAAGACAGCGGUGCGAAUUCCGAAACCACAACGUCGGGGACACCGUCGGUCAUCGUCGGUCGCUGCCGGGCCCUGUUCAACUACACACCAAAGCUUUACGAUGAACUCGAACUUCAACCGGGUGACAUCCUAGAUAUUCACAUCAAGCAGGAAGACGGCUGGUGGCUGGGAGCGCUGCGCGGCCAGGUGGGCAUUUUUCCCGCAACCUACGUGGAGGAGAUCGCUUAGGGCAUUUUGUUUGAAAUUAUUCUGUACAUAUUUUACGAAUUAGGUGCGGAGAGUUUGCGCGUGUGUGAAUGUUAGAGAAUCAAUUCAAUACUGUUGGAUUGCAUCGAAUAUUUUAGUAUUUUGAGCAUUAAUUCGUGGAAGCAACGUUUUUAAUACCGAAGACUAACGUGAAUGGAAGGUUUUUUUUUAUUACUGGGGAGGAACGACACAGAAGUUUUUCGGAAAUUAUGAAACUGAAAAAGGCUUCUGUGAAAAUUCAUCCACCAUGCUGAAAAGAAAACCCUAAUUGUUGAGUAAUUUAUUGCUAAUUUGAAAUGAGAGAAAUUGUUUUUAAUAAAAAUCUUCCCCGACCCUCAAGUGAGAUGAGCAAUAAUAACCCCAAAAGCAAUAUAGUAAAUUCAGUGGAUCAGAAGAAUGAGCGCUCGCGUGUAAAUAAAGUAAUACCUAGUUUCGGAUGCAAAUUAAAGAACCAACAGCGAAAGCUUUUUGUUUGUAUUGAUCCGUAUUUAAUAGAUUUUUGGAAAGAUUUUUAAAAGCUAUCUAUAUACAAAAAUAUAAAAUUUGUCGUUAUACUAC
Ochlerotatus camptorhynchus is the source of this 4550-nucleotide messenger RNA. RefSeq names its product Nostrin (gene Nost). The transcript is spliced from 8 exons. Gene Ontology annotation, cellular component: plasma membrane; cytoplasm. NCBI's taxonomy places the organism in Eukaryota, Metazoa, Arthropoda, Insecta, Diptera, Culicidae. The record is from RefSeq and is a predicted model, not a curated record. The coding region runs from base 699 to 3974 and encodes 1091 amino acids. Gene Ontology annotation, molecular function: protein binding.